GAACAAAUUUUUGUUAUACUUGGUCUGUUAUCCGUGCAAAAAAAAAAAUGAUUUGUUUUAGCUAACUUUCUUAUUUCGGAAAUAAGUUGGAUCCUAAUUCAAUCGGAUGCUUACCAAAUCCACACUGGUACUUUAUUACUUUCUACUCAAUGGGGUGAGGAAAUAGCUCCUCAUACCUCAUUAACUCUUCUACUCUAUGCAAAAGUCCAAAAAACAAUAGUUCUUCAUUUAACAAACAUAAAUAUAUACAUAUAAAGCAAGAUGUUUUGCAAAUCCUGCGCGACCUUUCACUCUUGACAACCACCGUUUAAUCAAUACCUGGUGUUCACUUUGGAUACUGAUUAAUGGUUGACUCAGUGCGCAAAAAAUGGCAAAGAAGGGAGGAGUCCAGCAGCUUCAGGCGGACCUCACCACGGACGAAGAGUUCGAGAAGUUUCUGCAGCGAACUGGAUUGCUGGUGCUCGACAUAUACUCUGAAUGGUGUGGACCUUGCCUGGGAAUGGUUGGCAGCCUGCGGAAGAUUAAGCUCGAGCUCGGAGGAGAUAAUCUCCAACUGGCAAUCUGCAAGGCGGGUUCCAUAUCCUAUUUGAAUCGUUUUAACAAAAAGAGCGAGCCCACCUGGAUGUUCGUCACGAAUGGCAAGGCAAUCAGCAUCAUGUUCGGCACGGACGUGCCUAAGCUCGUGGCCAUGAUCACGCGAAUGCUGCAGUCGACGAUGGCCAAGGAGUCGCACCUGAGCUACGAGAUCACCGAACUGCAGCCGAUAGAGCUGCAGCAGCUGGAGGUGCGAAACAAGGCGCUGCGACAGGCCGAGGAGAUUGAGCUGGCGGAGAGCCGGCGAAAGCGACUGGAAUACCUUCACAGCGUUACUGACUGCAUCAUGGCCAACCUGCCUGAUAUAGGGAUUACCGUGUUCGGACCACAGGUAAAUCGGGAUAUGUUUAAGAAACUUUCAGAGCCGGCCGAUCCGCUCAAGAUCCAAUGCAAGGACCGAAAGGUCUUUACCAUUCUGCCCAGCGACAUAGCGACUGUUAACUUCGCCGCAGAGAAUCCACUGGCCCCGGAUGUCAUAGAACUGCUGUAUGAAAAGGAGUUACUCAUGUGCUUUUGGAAGGUAGAGGAGGUGCUGGGGAGUCCACCGACCGUGCUCCGUCAGUACGCCCACGAACUAACUAAGGAGACAAUCAAGCCACCGGAUGAGUUCAACGAAGAGGAGAUUAUCGUGCCACCCAUGAUUGUUCCGAUGGAGGUGAGCGUAGAAAUUCCCGAGCCAGAGCAAACAGAAGAAGACCAGGAGCAUCAGGAUGCACAUCAGUUGGUCGAUACUAAGACCGAAAAUGUAGAAGAUGGCGAGGAGAAGGCGUCGCCAGAAGAAGUUCCUCCAGUCGAACCUACUACCGUUCCCAAGGCCGAUCAGAAUAAAACUAAGACUGUUCGGAUACCCCCAAUAUGGGUACCCAGUGAUCAGCGUACCCAUGCAGCACUUAUCUACACGUAUUUUCGGGCCCAGACCUCUACAUUUCUUCCGCCAGAUCCGGUGCCGGAACCACCUCACAUUGUGAUGAUCUUCGACGCUUACAAGAAGAAAGAUUUGGCCAUUCUGCUCGACACUUGUCGCGAGGACAUUCCGCUGUACGGUUUCUUUAAUGGUGAAAAUCCACAGACGGCGGUGUUCAUAGCCAACUCGGUGGACAAGUACAAUGCCAAGCCAUAUGUUCCUACCGACAAAAUCGUGCUCAAGGUAAAUAAAGUCAGUAGUCCAACCAUUCCCACAUUGAUGGCCUACGGUCCCAGCUAUGUCAGCACCAACUCGGUGAUUGGACACAAGGAGGCCACCCAGUUCUUUCCUGCUAACUAUAAGUCUGCACUGCAGGAGGAAGAGGAACUGCACGCUGUCAAGGCCGAAAAGCCCAAAAAGCGCAAAAAAAAUAAAAAGGGAGGUGAUCCUGAGGAGAGCGGUAAGGUAGAUAUCGGACUGACGGAUACGCAGCAGGAGGCCGAUGAAGCGGUGAAGACCUCGCCAGAGGAAGGCGCCUCCACAACGAGCAGCGGCGAAGACAGCUGCGAGAGUCGUCCUGCAACGGCCGAUGGAACGAAUCCAGACGGUACACAGGGCACAUAGGAGCUCUAAUUUUAUAUAACAAACUAUCUAUUCGCAAAAAAAAUAUAUUCACUUAUCAUUUUUAUGUCAAAGUUUCCUAGUUUUGAACUCGAUUAAUUGUAUUGAUUGCUAUGUUAUCGAUUAAAUAUUGCUAUCGGUUUUUCCAAAUCAAAGAUAA
Messenger RNA from Drosophila eugracilis, 2279 nucleotides. RefSeq names its product thioredoxin domain-containing protein 3. The record is from RefSeq and is a predicted model, not a curated record. Bases 368 to 2122 code for a protein of 584 amino acids. The transcript has 7 exons. Lineage: Eukaryota; Metazoa; Arthropoda; Insecta; Diptera; Drosophilidae.